Parnassius apollo (apollo) is the source of this 1677-nucleotide messenger RNA. Lineage: Eukaryota; Metazoa; Arthropoda; Insecta; Lepidoptera; Papilionidae. The record is from the annotation of a GenBank genome assembly.
AUGGCUAUAAACUUAGAGAAACACCGGGAAGCAUUGAUUGCAGCAUGGACGGACGUAUUAGACGAAAAAACCGACACCAACUGGGCUCUAUUCGGUUACGACGGCUUAUCAAACGACUUGAAAUUUAUAAGCAAAGGCGAUGGAGGCCUUACUGAGUUAAUAGAUGACUUCAAUAGUGGAAAGAUUCAAUACGCCUUCCUAAAAGUAGAUGUACCCACAGGAAGCAUAUCAAAAUAUGUGCUUAUCAACUGGCAGGGUGAAGGUGCACCCACUGUACGUAAAGGCACCUGUGCGAACCACGUUAAGCACGUAGCUCAGUUCUUUACCGGCUUCCAUCUGACAAUGCACGCCCGUACGGAAGACGAUCUCGACGAGAAGAUCAUUUUAGAUAAGCUGGCGAAGGCCGGAUCAGCUUUUAACUUUAAGAGCAGUAGGCAAGAGGAGUUGCCACCGAGUGGACCAGUUGGGACUACGUAUAAGAAAGUUAAUCCAGUUCAGGAAAUUAAUUCCAAAGAACGGGACCAAUUUUGGCUUAAAGAGGAACAAGAAGAGAAGAAACGAGUAGAAGCCGAAAAGAAAAGACGAGAAGAGGAAAAAAGAAAAGCAGAGGAAGAAGUAAGAAGAAGAGAUGAGCUCGAGGCAGCGAGAAGAGCAAAAGCAGAACAACAGAAAACGGAGGCGGAUGCGGUAGCGGAAGCGGAGGCGGGCGGCGGUAGUGCGGGCGAGGAGCUGCGCCGCCAGCGCUCCGCGGAGGCGCGCCGCCUCAUCGGCGCCUCCACUGCGGCCGCACGCGCGCUCUUCCAGCAGAACCUCGCGCAAGGACAGCUGUCUGCACGAUCGAACUCCAUACCAGAUAAACCAGUACGUGGUUCGGUUAUAGCGCAACGGAUCAACACAUUCUCGCAGAGCACGUCGCCUCAACCGACCACGCCUGUAAAAUCUCCCACAAAACUAGAAAAGACAACCCUACAAGAGCCCACAAAUGAAGAACCCAAUGACCAACUCAAAACAAGCCCGCUGAAAAACAUAGACAAGAUAAAAAUGAGUCUUGAAAGUCCCUCCCAAAUACAAUACGAGCCAAUAAUAGAUCCCUCGGUGGAUUUGAGCCCAAGCACGGAGAAUGAGCCGAGCUCUUUCAGCGCGAUCAACUAUUCUGAAUAUAAUGAAACAACAUAUAGAGAUAUCAAAGGAAAUUUGCAGCAAAGUGAACCAAUGAUCAAACAGAAUAUUCUGGAAAACGAUAUGUUUGAUGCAUCCUACUCGAGUUCGAAUGAGAAUGAUGAUGAUGACAGUGAUAACAAAUUCAGCACAAUCAAGCGGUCUCCAUAUACCAAGAACACUGACGCUAAAUCUGAUCUGAGUCGACAGAACACAGUUAUAGAAAAUGUGAAUUAUAAGAAGGAGAAUGGUACAACCACGCUUGAUGAUGUAUCUCCCGAAGGUAUGGAUGAUGAAGGCACUAUUUACGAAGACUUGGAUGAUGAUCCAGGUCUCACAGCAAGAGCACUCUAUGACUACCAAGCAGCGGAUGAAUCUGAAAUCACUUUCGAUCCGGGAGACAUAAUCACCCACAUCGAACAGAUUGAUGCUGGAUGGUGGCAGGGUUUAGGCCCAAGAGGUGUGUUUGGGUUGUUCCCAGCUAACUAUGUUGAGUUAUUGCCAUGCCCCCCGCGUUAA